AUGGCUAGGCUUUGUGCUUUCCUGAUGAUCCUGAUCGUGAUGAGCUAUUGUAGAUCAACCUGCUGUCUAGGAUGUGACCUGCCUCAUACUCAUAACCUCAGGAACAAGAGAGCAUUCACACUCCUGGCACAAAUGAGGAGACUCUCCCCUGUCUCCUGCCUGAAGGACAGACAGGACUUUGGAUUCCCCUUGGAGAAGGUGGAUGGCCAGCAGAUCCAGAAGGCUCAAGCUAUCCCUGUCCUGCAAGAGCUAACCCAGCAGAUCCUCAGCCUCUUCACAUCAAAGGAGUCAUUUACUGCUUGGGAUGCAACCCUCCUAGACUCAUUCUGCAAUGACCUCCAGCAGCAGCUGAGUGGUCUGCAAGCCUGUCAGAUGCAGCAAGUGGGGGUGAAGGAAUCUCACCUGGCCCAGGAAGACUCCCUACUGGCUGUGCGGGAAUAUUUCCAUAGGAUCACUGUGUACCUGAGAGAGAAGAAACACAGUCCCUGUGCCUGGGAGGUGGUCAGAGCAGAAGUCUGGAGAGCUCUGUCUUCUUCAGCCAACUUGCUGGCAAGACUAAGAGAAGAGAAGAAAUGAGUCCUGAGCCAAAGUCGACAGGACUUUUCUAGACUAGAACA
Molecule: messenger RNA, 617 nt
Organism: Rattus norvegicus (Norway rat)
Lineage: Eukaryota; Metazoa; Chordata; Mammalia; Rodentia; Muridae
Gene: Ifna16l1
Product: interferon, alpha 16-like 1
Exons: 1
Coding region: 1-576 (191 amino acids)
Biological process (GO): defense response to virus; defense response; signal transduction
Cellular component (GO): extracellular region
Molecular function (GO): cytokine activity; cytokine receptor binding
Source: RefSeq, marked validated